CCCGGCCGGAGCGCUUCGCCGUGCCAGAUUGCGUUCAGGCUGCGCGGUGUCGGACCGAAACCACCUGGGUUCCCAAAAUAAACUGAGGGGACGCAGAUACGCGCGCACACACGUAGGAUACACACAGAGAAAGGCUGAAGAGAGAGAAUAAGAGAGAUACACACCGGCGGAUGGCGGAGCAGAGCCAAAGAAAAGACACUACAGCGUAAAAAGAAAAGGGGUAUCGCUUUCAGAUCCUACGCGUCAGUGGAAGAGGAAAUCAGAGGACAGGUGUACUUAUUGAUAUGGAUUUAUUCAUUUAUGUAUUUAUUGAUUUUGCUUUAAUUAGUGACCCGCGGUAGAGAAAGAGGGAGAGAGACAAACAGCGAGGGGAGGAGAGGGAGGAGCGAAAGUCAGACAGGAGGUGCCUGCGUAGCCUUACUUUAUUAUUUGAUUAUAUGUCUUGUACCAAAUAAUGCUUUUGCGUUUUAUUAUUGCGUCGCUUUGUGUGCAUGUAUUCUUCAGCAGACCAGCCAGCUACUAACCAAAUCUUUACGAGAACCAAAAAGAAACAACUCCAGUGUUACACGGACAGUUUUUCCUGUUUCUCUAUACCGAGGAUUCACCGGUGGACAGUGUUUGUUUGAGACUUUUCAUGACAGUGCAGCAGGAGAAAUCUUUCCCCAACCUAAACCAAAGCAAACCCUGCCGAGGAGGCGAGACAGAGACAGAGAGCCACUGCGAUCUUUACGCACAGCUGUUUGGACACAAUAAAUGGAGUCUAAUUGUGUCUGUGUUACAUCCAAUGGAGAGCAUCUGAGAGAGGAGCACCAACUGCACUAGAUUCACAUGGGUGCGACGAUAACAGAUAGGUCACCUGCAACCUGUAUUAGCCUGUAUGGAUAAUUACUGGUAGCUUUGUAUUUUCUCCCAAAGCUUAACAGUCGUCGCUGCGCGCCCUGCACAUCGCUGUGUGUACGUGUGUGUGUGUGCGUGUGUGCGGGACUAGUUUACUCCGAGAAGACACAAGUAGCGGGACCGUAAUAUGCGUCUGUAUCUCAGCGCCACACACAUCUGAAAACAGAGAAAUGUGAAUCCGCUGUGGCACAGACUCGAUCCACUGAAGAAAAAGCCAAAUACCGAGUCUCUUUUUUCAAACCAUCCAAGCGUCUUUACAAACAGCUGUCCACAAACCUGGAAAGCAUACGAAGAAACGCCAAAGAACGACGAAAGGACGACGGAUAAGAAUAGAAGAAAAGUGAGACUAAAAUAAAAAACAACGACCCCCAGGUCGACAGAGGACCAUGUUUGUCCCCCUGCCGGUCCCCUUCGUCUUUCAGAGAACAGCGUCCGACUUCAGCGCCUGGAGACUCAAGUCCUCGCUGGCUCCGCGGUCCAGCCCCGAUAUCAGGAUGUCUAAAGCAGCAGAGGAGGAGAAGCCUGGUGCUGAUUAUCCAGGGGACAGUUCAGACUCUGACAGAAACAGCCCUGAUGACCAGGUCCAACCAAUGAAAGCCAGCCCCUUCAGCCUCUCUCCCACACCGACUGGCACCAAGGGAAAGAGCGAGGAGAGCUCUGAGAUGACCCAUAGCGUUGCUCCUCCUGCACCUCCCUCCCAACAACAGCAACAGGCCCAACACCACCACACACAGCUGAUGCUGGCUGGCAGUCAGCUAGCAGGGCUUGCCGCUCUCCUCCCUGCUCAGCAGCAGCUCCUCCUCCAACAGGCUCAGGCUCAGCUCCUGGCAGCCGCCGUUCAGCAGUCAAACGCCGCCCACGCUGCUCACGCUGCCCACGCCGCCGCGCAGCAACAAGCAAACCAGCAACAUCAGCAGCAGCAGCAGAACCAAUCACAAUCCCAACAGCAGCAGCAACAGCCAACCAAACAGGAGCAAACUGUCCAAGCCCCGCCACCGCAGUUGGCCCUGUCACAGCCAAUCCAACUCACAGCCCAGGACAUCCAGCAGCUGCUGCAGCUCCAGCAGCUGGUUUUGAUGCCAGGUCAUCCUCUCCAGUCUCCUGCCCAGUUCCUCCUGUCUCAGCCAGCACAGGCACAGCAGCCACAGCAGGGUUUGCUCUCAACACCAAAUCUGAUCCAGCUACCUCAGCAGAGCCCAGGGGGACUACUGACAACCCCACCUCGCCUGGGACUCCAAGCACAGAGGGAGAAGAGCGGUGAUGUUGUGGUCAGUGGAAGCAGCAGCAGCGGCUCUAUAGUUGCCACUGGCAGCAGCGGUGUUGGGGUUGUGACGUCUGUAGGAGUCACCUCUGCGUCCAGCAGUGCUAUGGCUUCCUCCUUGGCGUCCGGCUUGACUCCUGGAGGUCACGGGGGUCACAUGGGGGAAGAGCCCAGCGACCUGGAAGAGCUGGAACAGUUUGCCCGCACCUUCAAACAACGACGCAUCAAGCUGGGAUUCACCCAGGGAGACGUUGGCGUGGCUAUGGGCAAACUGUAUGGCAACGACUUUAGCCAGACCACCAUCUCCCGAUUUGAAGCACUCAACCUGAGCUUUAAGAACAUGUGCAAGCUGAAACCACUGCUUGAGAAGUGGCUGGGUGAUGCAGAAACCAUGGCAGUAGACAGCAUGCUGCCCAGCCCAUCUUCUAUCUCCUCCCCCAUGUUGGGCAUCGAGGGUCUACCCGGCCGACGUAGGAAGAAACGUACCAGCAUCGAGACCAACGUGCGAGUGGCUUUAGAGCGCAACUUCCACACGAACCAGAAGCCUACCUCGGAGGAGAUCCUGCUCAUGGCGGAGCAGCUCAACAUGGAGAAGGAGGUGAUUCGUGUUUGGUUCUGCAACCGCAGGCAGAAAGAGAAACGCAUCAACCCCUCCAGCAGCACCACCCCUCCCCUGCCCAGCCAGACCUCGCCUGUUGUGUCGCACAAAGCCUCCUGCUACAGCCCGCACAUGAUAUCGAGUCAGGGCCUGUCCCAGGUCACCACCAGCCUCAGCACAACAGCCGCCAGUUCGUCACCUUCAGCAUCCUGCCCCAUGACUCCCGUCAGCUCUGCUGCAGUAGGCCCCACCUCUUCUGCUGUGACUCCGCCCCCUCAUUGCACAGCCAGCCCCGCCCCUCCCAGCAUCGGGGGCCACGGGCUCAACACUGGGAACACAAUGAUGGGAGUAAGCACAGGGAUGAACCAGGCCCUCAUUGGCAGCAAUCCCCUGGCUACCAUGCAAGCACUGGCAGCCAGCAGCGGUCAGCUGCCCAUCUCCAGCCUCGAGGGGGGAGCGGGUCACAUGCUUCUGGGCGGACCUGGGGGUCCUACUGUCCCCCCUUCCCUCCGCUCCUCCCUCUUCCUCAAUCGCCCCACCCUCCUCCCCAUGGUGACCGGCUCCAUGGCCACAGCCUCCACGCCUGCCAUAGGACUGGUCAGUGGCAACAGUGGAGGGGGAUUCGGCCCAAGGCCCUCCUUCUCCCAAUCUCCGUCCCACGGCGUCAGCGGCCUCAUGAGCCCAACCUCAUGCCCCGAGGAGUCCGCAUCUCCUUGUUCAAGUCCUGCCUCUUUCUGUUCCUUCAGCGAAGCCUCGCCGCCGCCCCUGGGAGGGGCCAUGGCCGAGUGAUCCCUGACUGACAGCCAAAGUAUUCUAUCAGAGGAGGACGAGGAGGAGGAGGAAGAGGAGGAAACAGAGCGUUAAAGGAGCUUUAAAAAUCUAAAUUUACAACCUCGCCUUUCAACCAAAGCCAUCUCUCUGUCUGAUCCAUCUCUGAUUUCGUCUCUCUCUUUCUCUGUCUCCCCGCUGAAGUCUUCUGAAGCCAAAAAUACACACAGAUGGAUGAGGGGAGGAAGCAAAGAGAGAGGGAGGAUGGAGAGGAUAGAGAGAACUGCAGAACAGAGGGGGAAAUUUGAAACCAAAUAAUGAUCUACAGCUGGAGAGGUGGCAUUGAGGAGUGUUUUUGCUUGGCAUCAGGAAACGAACACCAUGCUUUUUAUUGGCUGGAGAAAAAAUAAACUCGCUGAGGGCAGGGAUGAGAAGCAAAACUGUGUGUGAGUAAUGGGAGGCAAAAAUAAAAGACUUGUUUAACAAGCUGGGAAGGCCAUGUGGUUGCAACCAAAUUUAAAAAAGAAAAGAUGCGAGACGAGAAAGACACACUUACAAAGAUGAAAACCAAAAUCUCCAAAUACCAAAAACUGAAAACCAAAAAAGACAAAAAGACAAAAAAACAA
This is a messenger RNA of Siniperca chuatsi (mandarin fish), 4150 nucleotides long. RefSeq names its product POU domain, class 2, transcription factor 2 (gene pou2f2a). The transcript is spliced from 16 exons. NCBI's taxonomy places the organism in Eukaryota, Metazoa, Chordata, Actinopteri, Centrarchiformes, Sinipercidae. The coding region runs from base 1284 to 3545 and encodes 753 amino acids. Gene Ontology annotation, biological process: regulation of transcription by RNA polymerase II. Gene Ontology annotation, cellular component: nucleus. Gene Ontology annotation, molecular function: DNA-binding transcription factor activity, RNA polymerase II-specific; RNA polymerase II cis-regulatory region sequence-specific DNA binding. The record is from RefSeq and is a predicted model, not a curated record.